UCAACUUUGAUAAAAAAAAUACAAAAUCACAGAUAUGAGACCACUGGAAUUAAUUUGACAUCAGUAACUUGUGCACUUUUUGUUGGUUGAUAUCAAACUUGCAUAUUGUAUCUCUCCUUCUCUAUUCUACAUGACAGUGAUCCUCCUUGGCUGCUUGGAGCUGAGAGACUUAGUUGUACUAAACUUUUGUUAUAAACUGUUUAUGUCUCAAUUCAAAAAAAUUAGAAACAGCUAUGCUCUUUGUCGAUGGAUAAAUUGUCCGAGAGACUGUAUAUGUAUUGGAGAUUGCUGGUUAAGGUGUUUUCUUCCAUUGGAAUCUUAGUUUUGUUAGAGGUUUCAAGAAAACUGCUUUAUUAGCUGACCAUAGGAGCGGUGUCCUGCUGUUUAUAUUUGAAUCUGUUAUCACAGUGAUUUUCUCAUUGUCUUGCAUGUGGAUUUUUGGCCGUACCUGUUUAGAUUCUUUAGCAGAUUUUGGUUUUAAAAUCUUGUCUGCUUCUUUUGGAGAUGGUUGCCUAGUGAUAUCUUGGUUGCAUCUCAAAAUCCUCGUCUACUUGGCUUUGGAUUCGCGUAGGCAUUUAUCUCCGUUCCCUCUCUGCCUAUCUGUUGCCUAUAGGCGGCUUGGAGCAAAGAUCCUUAGAUGUCUGCCCGCCUAUUCUUUUGGUGUUGCCCAGGCCUUUUUCUAGGCAGAGAACAAGUUCCGUGAUUGCUGGUUUUGCAGUGUUUGUUUUCUCCUUGGGUCGCUGCUUCUGUGAUCUAGGUAGGGUGAGUAGUACAUUGGAGUUGUGAGGAUUCACUCUUAAUAUGUGUAUUUUUAUGUGUUGGGGUUGAAUGCUUUUUUAUCUCAUUUGUAAUUGGCAUUGCUUGUGCCUUUCUUUUAAUAUUAAGCUUUUUUGGGGAAUGAAAUAAAAUUAGAAACAGACAUGGUGGUGACAGUAUAACUGCACAAAGAAAAGCUACAAAACAAAAAUUAGACUUCAAACAAAAAUAUGUAAUAAAGUGAUUCUACAGUCAAAGAAAAAUUGUGGAUAAACUUUGCAUAAAUUAUAUAAGCUGCUUUUAUAAGUUAACUUUGAGAUUUAUUAUGAAUAUAAAUUAAAAACAGCUAAUUAGUAGGAGUAUAUCAUUAUAUUGUUUUUAAUAAAUAAUUCCAAUUAUUUACAUACAAGCUUAUUUUUUAAGGUCUAUUCAAAUAAAUUGUUUUUAUUUAAUAAAUAAAUUCUCUCAAAUGUCCUCAUAUUUGUUAUAUGUUCUAAUUUUUUAAUGACAAUAAAACUAUUAAAAAUUAAAUUAUUUUUCAUUAUUAAUGCUAAUUUUUUAUUUUACAAUUUAACUUUUGUUGUGAACUAAAAAUAAUUUUUCUCAAAAAAUAAAAUAAAAAAUGUGAAUGAUUGAAAAGUGGGAGAUAUAUAUUCAGAGAGAGAGAGAGAGAGAUUAUAAAUAGAUUUGGAUGAUAUUGGAAAUGAGUGUCUUGCACGUUUUAGCUGUUUUUAGAGAAAGAGAUGAAAAGGUGUAAUGUUUUGUUGGAAGAAGACAAUGUGAUGCUAAUAACCCAAUCAUUCAUUCAUCCAUUCAACAACACCAUACCCGAAAAUCACACGACACACUAUCCAUUUCUCUCUCUCUUUUGAUGUGAUUUCAUUUUUCUCUCAUGCCCUUUUCUCUUUCUAAGCUCUACGGGAUUCCUCCCGAGAAACGCACCUCAGAAGGUCCUGUUCCUAUUCUAAGGGAAGGAAUUAUAGCAUGAGUUUGGCGGACACCGAAUCCUCAGAGGAAGGUUCGGGGCUUCUUGAGCCUCCUGAUCCUGAUGUUAUUGAAAUUGAUCCUACUAGUCGUUACCUUAGGUACAAGGAAGUAAUUGGCAAAGGAGCUUUCAAGACUGUUUAUAAGGCAUUUGAUGAAAUCACGGGGCUUGAAGUUGCGUGGAGUCAAGUUCGGAUCGAUGAGGUAUUACAAUCACCAGGUGACCUUGAAAGGCUGUAUUCAGAAGUGCAUCUGUUGAGGUCAUUGAAGCAUAGUAACAUUGUAAGGUUCUACAAUUCAUGGAUUGAUGACAAGCACAGGAGUGUUAACAUGAUUACUGAGUUGUUCACCUCAGGGAGCCUCAGACAGUACCGUAGGAAACACAAGAAGGUUGAUAUGAAAGCUGUUAAAGGAUGGGCAAGACAGAUUUUAAUGGGUUUAAUCUACCUCCACAAUCACAACCCACCUAUUAUACACAGAGAUCUCAAGUGUGAUAACAUAUUUAUAAAUGGUCACCAAGGAGAAGUUAAGAUCGGAGAUUUGGGUUUGGCAACUCUCUUGAAGCAGAAUAAUGCCAAGAGUGUAAUUGGAACCCCGGAAUUUAUGGCGCCUGAACUGUACGAUGAAAGUUAUAAUGAAUUAGCUGACAUAUAUUCUUUUGGGAUGUGCAUGCUGGAGUUGGCUACUUCUGAGUAUCCUUACAGAGAAUGUAGAAACUCUGCUCAGAUAUACAAGAAAGUUUCAUCUGGCAUAAAGCCAGUUUCUCUUUCUAAAAUCAAAGAUCCAGAAAUAAAAUCAUUUAUUGAGAAAUGUCUUGUCCCAGCAUCUCAAAGAUUGUCAGCAAAGGAGCUUCUGAUGGACCCUUUUCUUGAAGUGAAUGUUUCAUUAAAGAAUCGUCCUCUUCCAUUACCAGAUAUUGUUCUUCCUAAAUACGGAGGCUUUGAAAAUCGUUGUCUGAUGUCGGAAGGUCCUGCUAGUGCACGUAUUGGAUCCAUUUCAAUGGAUCUUGGAGAUACCAGUGAGCAACCAUUGAUCACUGUGUUUUAUAAUUCUAACGAUGAUGCACCACCUUCUCCAUGUGUUGAGAUACGAAGGUUGAUGGGAGGUGAUAGAUUUUUUCUCAAAGGUGAAGAAAAUGACGUAAAUUCUGUAUCAUUAGUUCUCCGGAUAACUAAUCAAGGCGGGCGAGCAAGAAAUAUCCAUUUCAUAUUCUACCUCGAUACUGAUACGGCCAUCUCAGUGUCAAGUGAAAUGGUUGAGCAACUUGAACUUACCGAGCACAAUGUUAAAUUCAUUGCCGAGUUGAUUGAUUUGUUAUUGGCAACAUUGGUUCCUGAUUGGAAACCUUGUGUAGCGAUUGAUCACUUAAUUUCUCCAAAUGGUAAACGAACUCCUCUAAACCUACUGAAACAAGACUCGCAAUUGGCAAGAUACAAAAUAAGUUCAGUGGAUUCUAGCGAAAUUGUGGCUGAAUAUUUAGGUCCCUCAACCUCACAUGACAGAUUGGCUGAAAAAGAAAACAGCGAUAAUAUGAUUUUUUAUGAUGUUCUAUCCCAUGCAAACAUUGGUUUCCAAAGAACAACGAAGACAGAUGAUAUGUAUUCUGCGACAUCUUAUGCUUCAGCAACAUCUGACUUCAAUGAUAAGAAUUAUUCUACAGUUUCAUUCGUGUCUGCUAACUCAGGAUACACAGAUUUCAGCUUACCUACAGUGAAUGGAUGGAGUCAAUCCUCACUUGCAUCUGAAAUUGGGCAAUCCUCUGAUAGAAAGAGCAAGGUUCCGUGCUUGGAAAGCAACAAUUGUCCCCUUAGUACUUCUUCAUUGUAUGAAACUGAGGAUGAGUUGAGAAUAGAGUUAGAGAAGAUUGAACGGCAAUAUCAAGAGGCAAUAAAAGAUUUAUCCAAAAGAAGAUGUGAUGCCAUCAUGGAGACCAGAAAGAGGCUGUCACUAAAAAAUACAGUCAUAGAAUAAUUUCAUUAGUAUUUUUAAUUACCAUUUGUGUCUAUCCCUUGUUCAUAACCUUGGAAGUUACAAGUGUAAAUAGUGUGUUUUGGAUGAAAAGGUUCACUUUUUAGUUAUUAUUAUGGCAUGAAAUUUUCUUUGCACACAUAUAUAGAAAAUUGUACCUAAUGUCAUGUUA
Trifolium pratense (red clover) is the source of this 3880-nucleotide messenger RNA. Its product is annotated as probable serine/threonine-protein kinase WNK6. Gene Ontology annotation, molecular function: protein serine/threonine kinase activity; ATP binding. Gene Ontology annotation, cellular component: cytoplasm. The record is from RefSeq and is a predicted model, not a curated record. Gene Ontology annotation, biological process: protein phosphorylation; intracellular signal transduction. NCBI's taxonomy places the organism in Eukaryota, Viridiplantae, Streptophyta, Magnoliopsida, Fabales, Fabaceae. The transcript has 9 exons. Bases 1741 to 3711 code for a protein of 656 amino acids.